GUUUAUUUUAUAUGGUUUUAAUCGUUUUUUUGUUGGCAUUUCGCUUUUUCAUCUUGUCGAAUUCAACACCACCUUUUUCAUUUAUUAAAAGAAAACAAUUCGCAUAACUGGGCACUAAAAUGCGGCAUUCUCACGACGCGCAGGGCAGCAGCAGCGGCAGCGGUAUCAACGGACUACUCAAUUUAUCCGACAGCAUCAGCGACUCACCACAGUUCCGCACUACCCUGCGCAGUUUUGAAGACUACAGCAGCACACUAGAGUCGCACAUCCAGGGGCUCGGCAAAGCAUGCAAAGCCCUCCAGCAGGUGUCGCAAGACUACAGCAGCAGUGCUCCGCAGAAGAGCUCGCAGAGUCUGCAGACGCUUAACGAGAUUUUGGCAGAGAUUGAGCGUGGACGCGCGAUGCACGUGGAGCAACUACACAUGGUAGCUGUGCGGCCUCUGGAGGAGGAGCUAUCGGAUAGCGGCGGGGGGCUUGGGCGGGUGCGACAGGGGCGGAAGCGCGUAGACGUGCUGCAGGCCGAGUACGAGUCGCAGCUCGGGCGUUUAAUGGCGCGCAAGCCCAGCGAUCCGCAGCCGCAAAUCGACGCCGCCGAGGCCGCUGUAGAAUCCGCCAAGGGGGCGUACAUUGCACAGGUGCAGAGGCUGGCCAUGGACUUGAGCCGCCUGGCAUCGGUGGCGCGGAUCGACCUUAUGGAGGGGUUUCUGUCCACUGUUUAUGCGCAAUACGCCGGCCAUCAUCAGGCCUUUGCUGCCUUGAGGGGUGCUGAGCCGACUAUGCAGGCGCUGGGGGCGGCGCUGGCGAGGGAGCGCAAGGCGGCGGCGGCGGAGAUGGAGGAGGCGCAGGCGGUGGCAGCCGCUACGCAGCAGAUGUACGCAGCCAGCUGCUCGUCUAGUACUGGCCGCAGCAGCGGCAGCGGCAGCGGAUAUGUGCGCGUGGGCCAGAACGAAGAGGAAGAGGGCGAGGGCGAGGGCCAGGGUGAGGGCCAGGGCCAAGGUCAGGGCUACAGCCAAGGCCAAGGCCAAGACCAGGGCCAGGGCCAGGGCCAGGGCCAGGGCCAAGGGGACACAGGGGGCGGGCAGCCGACAGUAGUUGCGCCCCACCGGCCCCUGGUACCGUCACUGGCGCUUGCACCCAACGAGCAGAUGGCCGGCUACCUGUUCCUGCGCAGCCAAUACUCCCUGCUGUCCUCAUGGCAGCGCCGGUGGUUCUGCGUAUCCAGCGGGCAGCUGACGCACUUCCAGCGCGACACGCCGCGCGACCGCGAGUCAAUCCCCCUGCACCUAUGCCUGGCGCGCACAGGCUCGGGCGCCGCUGCGGCACUGGACCGCCGCCAUGUGUUCGAGCUGGUGGCACCCAACCGCACGUACAUUCUGCAGGCAGAGUCCGCCCACGACUUGCUUGCGUGGCACAGCUGCUUGCGCCAGGCCAUCGAGGCCUCGCUGUAUGCGCAUGCGCCGGCGCACCUGGCCGUGACGCGCACGGCGUCGCAGCCAAUCGGCAGUGGGGGCGGCGGCGGCGGCAGGGGCAGUCCGCCGAUCCCGCGCGGCUCGCUCCCGCCCGCAUCCGAGGGCGCGUCGGGCGCAGCACCAGACAGCCGCGAUGCGCAGCAGAGACAGCGCAUGGCUGAGCUCGCCGGCGUCGACGGCAACGACCAAUGCGUGGACUGCGGCGGCCCGAGCCCCGAGUGGGCAGCGACAACCGUCGGGGCUCUGCUGUGCAUCGAGUGCUCCGGCAUCCACCGCAGUCUGGGCGUGCACGUGUCGAAGGUGCGCUCGGUCAAGCUGGACAACUGGGAGCCUGAGCUGCUGCACAUUAUGCGGCGCCUGGGCAACCGCCGAGUCAACCUCAUCUACGAGGCGCGCAGGCCCUCCUUGGACGAGCCCCGGAGGCCCAGGGCUGCCAGCGCCCGUGGCGACAGGCAGCCGUUUAUCAUGCAAAAGUACGCCAACCGCCUGUUCGUCGGCAGUGCCUUGCAGGCCGGCGCGGAGCCGGAGCCGGAGCUGCUGGAGGCUGCGCGCUCUGGCGACCUGCCACGCGCCUUGCGAGCACUGGCGCAAGGCGCCAAUGCGAAUGCGUUUGAUUCGGCGACGGGCGCGACGCCGUUGGUCGAGGCUGUGGGCGCGGGGGACUUUGGCAUGUUGGAGCUGCUUCUGCUGUGGGGCGCGGAUCCCAACCAACGCGCACGCAUGACCGCCACGUCCUACGAUGGCUCGCCCGGCCGGAGUAUGGGCGGGACGCCGCUGCAUUGGGCGGCAAGGCUGGGCAAUGUGCGCGUUGUCUGGUAUCUUGUGCGCAGGGGUGCGCAGUGGGAUACCCCGGAUGCUUAUGGGAUGUUGCCGCUGGAUAUUGCCCUGGAGAAGUCGGAUGUUGCCGUGGUGAUGGCGCUGAGGUAUGCGGCUUUUCAAAAGAUGUCCGGGCUGAGCCCUGGAUCGGUUGCGGGCGCUGGGCGGAGGGGCGGGGCUGUGGGCGUGCCGAUGGGCGGGGGGAAUGCUGCGGCGGAGCCUGUGGACAUGCUGGACAUGGACGAUUCGUUUAUCUCCGAGUGGGUGGUUCCGCCGUACGCACACGAUGAGGGUGGGCAAGCUGAAGAGGGUGGGGGUGAAGGCAGGGGUGAGGGUGAGGGUGAUGGGGCGAAGGUGGGGGAUGAAGCCGACUACAAGGACAAGGACAAGGCUGAAGACGGGGCCGAGGUCGAGGACAAGGACAAGGACAAGGACAAGGACAAGGACGAUGAGGACGAGUUUUCCGAAUUUGCCAGCUCCGAGGCCCUUGCCCACCCCACAGACACCCCGAACUCCAAGGGUGGAUCGGUCUUUUUGGAACUUGAAGAUGAGCUUGUUUUGUCAUUAUUUUUAGACUCUGAAGACUCUGGUGAUGGUUCUGGGGAUGGUGAAGAUUUGGGGGGUUUCGUUGUUGUUUUUGAGUGCUUCUCAUCUGACGACAGCAACACUUCGGAAGGUAACGGCGAUUCCGCCAGUGUUGUGCUGGUACACGAUUUUGUCUUCUCGCUGGUUUUUGUCUUGGUCUUGGUCUUGGUCUUGGUCUUGGACUUGGACUUUGUUGCCGAAGAUGGGGCAGCUGGUGAACCCGGAUUCGCAGGUUUCCAAUGCAGUACUAUUGGUAUCCCGUGGAGUCCGUGGAAGUUGCACAUCACUUGCGCCGCUCACACUGCUCAUAGCAAUGUUAGUCUUAUCGACAGAGAAUGGUUUAGUGUGUUUGCUGUUGUUGCUGCUUUUGGUUCCAUUGUGCUUGUGACUGCCGCUGGAACCCCCUUUUCCAUGAUGGUUUUCGUCAUUUUCACAGUCUUCGCCUCCACCACCGCUAUUGUCACCACCUUCAUUUUUCUUUUUACGCAAGAAUAGUUCUGCGUUGGAUUGCCAUGAGAGUGUAAAUAGGAUGAAGAGGGUUAUGACCAAGGUGCGAGUUAAAUACAUGAAUAAGGAAUAUGAAAUAAAAAAUAGAUAAGAAAAAAAGGGAAAUAAUAUAUAUAUACGCAAAUAAAAUAGACAAAACAAUAUAUGCUAGUUUUUGCUACAUAUAUUCUAUGUUAUAUAUUGAGGAGGAAAAAACCUUACACUUUUUAUUUUCAAAUAAAUACAAGAAAAUAAAUAGUUUGGCUAAAUAAAAAUAAAGUAUAUAUAUGGACUAGUAUUUUAAACAGGAGAAAGAGAAAAGAGAGCAAAAAAUAAGAGUUUUGGAGUCUCACACUACCAUAUACUUUUUUCUCUCUCUCUUUCUCAAACCCAUUUUUUCAUCCACUCUCUAUUUUUUAUUUUUGGCUGGUUGGCUACCUUAUUAUAAAAAGCA
This is a messenger RNA of Kickxella alabastrina, 3810 nucleotides long. RefSeq lists its product as uncharacterized. The coding region runs from base 120 to 3365 and encodes 1081 amino acids. The record is from RefSeq and is a predicted model, not a curated record. Lineage: Eukaryota; Fungi; Kickxellomycota; Kickxellomycetes; Kickxellales; Kickxellaceae. The transcript has 4 exons. Gene Ontology annotation, cellular component: cytoplasm. Gene Ontology annotation, molecular function: protein binding; GTPase activator activity.